GGAAACUGUGCUGCAGUUCAGUCCACGCAUCCACAUAUCCUCAACUAUGGCAGGUCACACAGAAGUUCCGGGAGUUUCGUCGCAAAAUAUUGGAAUAGUAAUAGCUGUAAUAUCGAGUUUCAUCAAUGGGUCGACAUUUGUGCUUCAGAAAAAGGGAAUUUUACGUUCCCGGCACAGAGGAGGCUCGUAUCUGACAGACGUGGUGUGGUGGAGUGGCACCCUGAGCAUGAUUAUUGGUCAAAUUGGGAACUUCCUGGCAUACAACUUGGCCCCUGCUGUGAUAGUUACCCCUCUAGGAGCCCUUGGAGUUUUAUUUGGGGCUGUUCUGGCUGCUUGGAUCCUGGAAGAGCAUUUAAACAUCCUGGGGAAGCUCGGCUGUGUGUUGUGUUGCUGUGGCUCUGUUGUGCUCAUCAUUCAUGCACCGAAGGCAGAAGCAACGUCAAGACUGGAGCUGGAGGAAAGACUGUUGGACCCAGUGUUUGUAACUUAUGCCCUGUUGGUGGUUCUGCUGCUGAUCGCUCUGAUCGUGUGGAUCGCUCCAGCUCAUGGCAGAUCAAACGUCAUGGUCUACGUUGCCAUUUGUUCUCUCUUCGGAAACUUCACGGUUCCGAGCAGCAAAGGACUCGGCCUGGUGGCUCCGGACGCGUUUAGUGACGGUCCGUCCAGCGGCAGAGCUCUGGUUCUCUUCCUGAUGCUGCUGGGGACGCUGGCCGUCAGCAUCCUCACACAGUUUUUCUUCAUCAACAAGGCCUUGGAGUGUUUCAGCUCCAACAUAUUUGAGGCAAUAUACUACGUAGCGUUCACAUCCACUGUGAUUCUUGCCUCCGCUCUCCUCUUCAAGGAGUGGACGGCUCUAACUGCGACUGACGGCCUCGCCAUGUUUUGCGGCUUUGCAACGGUGUGUGUUGGGGUGGUUUUACUCCGCAUCUCCCAGGAGGCUUCGAUUGCUUGGAAGAGGAAGGAGGAGGGACGGGAAAAGACAGACUGAUUCAUGCCUUCAUAUUUGCAUAACUUUUGUGUCUCACAGCUAAGGCCAAAAUGUUUCAUACUCCUGCCAAAUUUUGAUUUAUAAUGAUUAUUUUUUUGACCAGCAGGUUGGAAAUUACAUAAGCAAGACAAGACAAUAAGACAUUGUCUGUUAGUGACAGAUUUUAACCUUCCUGUUGUCUUCAUUUACGAGCACCAAGAAAUAUUGUUUCCUUGUCUGAAAAAAAUCCAAAAAUUCAGCAAAAAAUUCCCCAAAUUUCAGAAAAUUUGCAAAACCUUCAGGAAGAAAAUUCAAAUAUUUCCUUAAAAGUUUCCCUUAAAAGUUUUAUUUAAAAAAAAAAAAAAAAAAUCCCCCAAAUUUGGCAAGAAAAUUCUUGUAAAUAUUUUGAAAAAAUGAGUAAAAAUCUUCCCAAAAAAUCCUGAAAAUAUCUAAAGUGAUCACAUAUAUAUCAGUAAAACUUCUAAUAUUCUCUUAAGAACAUUCACAUAAAAAUCAA
Messenger RNA from Amphiprion ocellaris (clown anemonefish), 1484 nucleotides. RefSeq names its product NIPA magnesium transporter 1 (gene nipa1). NCBI's taxonomy places the organism in Eukaryota, Metazoa, Chordata, Actinopteri, Pomacentridae. The transcript has 5 exons. Gene Ontology annotation, cellular component: membrane. Gene Ontology annotation, molecular function: magnesium ion transmembrane transporter activity. Bases 47 to 988 code for a protein of 313 amino acids. The record is from RefSeq and is a predicted model, not a curated record. Gene Ontology annotation, biological process: magnesium ion transport.